Molecule: messenger RNA, 2685 nt
Organism: Tupaia belangeri chinensis (Chinese tree shrew)
Lineage: Eukaryota; Metazoa; Chordata; Mammalia; Scandentia; Tupaiidae
Gene: SYT11
Product: synaptotagmin 11
Exons: 4
Coding region: 291-1586 (431 amino acids)
Biological process (GO): vesicle fusion; calcium ion-regulated exocytosis of neurotransmitter
Cellular component (GO): synapse; exocytic vesicle; axon
Molecular function (GO): SNARE binding; clathrin binding; calcium-dependent phospholipid binding
Source: RefSeq, a predicted model, not a curated record
GACAGAGGCGGAGUCUUCUGCCGAGGGACGUUCGGAAGAAGGCGGAGCCUACCUCGCAUCAGGACCAGUCAGACUGCACCUGCAUCCUUAGCUCAGAGCAUCCCUGGAGCAUCUUAACAGGCGAGCGCAGCUGGCAACCAGGGACCGGACCGUCGCAGGAGGCGUCCGCCAGAUACCUUCCCCCUCCCUUGACCUAGAGCUCUACAGCGGCGGCCUCGGCACUGACCGGGGGUCCCCAGAGUUGUCUGCCCAUUGCAAAAGCAUUUAUAGCAACAACCUCUGAUUACGACAUGGCUGAGAUCACCAAUAUCCGACCUAGCUUUGAUGUGUCACCGGUGGUGGCCGGCCUCAUCGGGGCCUCUGUGCUGGUGGUGUGUGUCUCGGUGACCGUCUUUGUCUGGACAUGCUGCCACCAACAGGCAGAAAAGAAGCACAAGACCCCACCGUACAAGUUUAUUCACAUGCUCAAAGGCAUCAGCAUAUACCCAGAGACCCUUAGCAACAAGAAGAAAAUCAUCAAAGUGCGGAGAGACAAAGACGGCCCCGGGAGGGAAGGUGGCCGCGGGAACCUGUUGACGGACGCGGCAGAGGCUGGCCUGCUGGGCCGCGACAAGAGUCCCAGGGGGGCUAGCUCUGGCUCUUGUAUAGACCAGUUACCCAUCAAAAUGGACUAUGGGGAAGAACUGCGGAGCCCCAUUACGAGCCUGACCCCUGGGGAGAGCAAAACCACGUCUCCAUCAUCUCCAGAGGAGGAAGUCAUGCUUGGAUCCCUCACCUUCUCAGUGGACUAUAACUUCCCGAAGAAAGCCCUGGUGGUGACAAUCCAGGAGGCGCAUGGGCUGCCCGUGAUGGAUGACCAGACCCAGGGCUCUGACCCCUACAUCAAAAUGACCAUCCUUCCCGACAAGCGGCAUCGGGUGAAGACCAGAGUGCUGCGGAAGACCCUGGACCCUGUGUUCGACGAGACCUUCACCUUCUACGGCAUCCCGUACAGCCAGCUGCAGGACCUGGUGCUGCACUUCCUCGUCCUCAGCUUUGACCGCUUCUCCCGGGAUGACGUCAUCGGGGAGGUCAUGGUGCCACUGGCCGGGGUGGACCCCAGCACAGGCAAGGUACAACUGACCAGGGACAUCAUCAAGAGGAACAUCCAGAAGUGCAUUAGCAGAGGGGAGCUCCAGGUGUCCCUGUCCUACCAGCCCGUGGCGCAGAGAAUGACAGUGGUGGUCCUCAAAGCCAGACACUUGCCGAAGAUGGAUAUCACCGGCCUCUCAGGUAAUCCUUACGUCAAGGUGAAUGUCUACUACGGCAGAAAGCGCAUCGCCAAGAAGAAAACCCACGUGAAGAAGUGCACUUUGAACCCAGUCUUCAACGAGUCUUUCAUCUACGACAUCCCUCCUGACCUCCUGCCUGACAUCAGCAUCGAGUUCCUCGUCAUCGACUUCGAUCGCACCACCAAGAACGAGGUGGUGGGGAGGCUGAUCCUGGGGGCACACAGCGUCACGGGCAGCGGUGCCGAACACUGGAGAGAGGUCUGCGAGAGCCCCCGCAAGCCCGUGGCCAAGUGGCACAGUCUGAGCGAGUACUAAUUCUGUCCUUGCCUCUAACCCUGGGGCCGGGCUGGGGAGGGAUGCGGCAGGGAGAGAGAUGACAGAGAAGCGGACUCGAAACCUCAUUUUAGUUGUAGAAGAAAAUUUCGUACAAAUAAACCCCACAAAGAACACCCCACGUGACCACAACUGCAGAUCAGUUCUUAGCGAUGAUGACUUUUCUCUUUGCAAGGCACUAGAAAUUGUUUUUUUUUUUUUUUUAAAUGGGGGAACAAAGAGGAGGAAAGACCCCCCCAACACACGUCUAUAUAUAACAAUGUAAUCUUAUGCUUGCAUGUCUAAUACAAACUGAAAAAAUUAGCCUAACUGCCAAUAUCAAGUUGCAGAUUUUAAUCCAUGAAAAUUGUGUUUUGUGCCGAAUUGUAUUUGCUGAUUACCUGAAAUUGGCCUCUUUUUAUUGGGCUUCUCUGGAGAAUUACUCCCACUCCCCACCUCUGCAGAAGAAAAUUUUGCUCUUGUAAAACCUCAUGUUUUCAUCACCCCCAUCUCUCCUCCCCAUUACCUCUUACAUCUCUGCUCUUUGACUAAGCGCAAGGUCCAGAGGUUUGUCAUAAGCCAAGAAACAAAGGUGGGAUGGGUAAGGCAGGGUUUGCAGGAGAAAGAGUAAAUGAGACCUGGGGUAUUUUUGCGGUCAGCCCUCCUGCGAAGGGGUCAAGGGCAGUCUGACUAACUAGUAGCCCCAGGGAGGCACAUAGAACCCACCAGACUUAGCAGGUAGAACUUGGAUUUAGAAAAUUAGAUGACUUUAUUAAAAGGAGCUUUGGAGACUUCCAAUUCUGCUAUAGCGAGUACCCACGAGCCCGUCUAGCUGACCCCACCUGCCACCUGCAGGUACGAGGUCAAGGAGAGAAGGAAGGAGAUGGCCGCCAUGCCCCAUGGCAGCCAGUCAUGGUAAGGACAGCCAGGUUUUGACUGAUGGGUUAGGAGUCAUCAAAGUUUGAAAGAUGACAUUGAUCUUUGCUUUUCCAGAAAUGGUGACCACAAAGAAGCUUGAGUCUUCUCAAGUGGCUUAGAAGUUAUAAUGGGGGGUCCAGCAGGUGAUAUGGUGUGGUAAAGGCACUGCACACUCCCACAUGGC